Molecule: messenger RNA, 1380 nt
Organism: Solanum dulcamara
Lineage: Eukaryota; Viridiplantae; Streptophyta; Magnoliopsida; Solanales; Solanaceae
Product: protein PELPK1-like
Exons: 1
Coding region: 45-1130 (361 amino acids)
Source: RefSeq, a predicted model, not a curated record
CAUAUAUACUCAUUCUUCUUUAACCUUCUGACAUUUGCAGAAAAAUGGCUCGGCAUUACCAUCUAUCUUCUCUUUUACUACUUGCAUUUCUUAAUUUAUUCUUCAUUCAUGGCAACAUAACUGGAGCGACUGCACGUCACCUUCUAGAGACGCCUGUCCCUGAGAUACCUAAACCACAACUCCCGAAAGUCCCAGCCUUGCCAAAGCCUGAAAUCCCAACUAUGCCGAAGCCAGAGCUCCCAACCAUACCAAAGCCAGAGAUACCCGCUAUUCCAAAGCCCGAGCUACCAACUUUCCCGAAGCCCGAGUUACCAACUUUGCCAAAGCCUAAGAUGCCUGAGAUCCCAACUAUGCCAAAGCCCGAGAUUCCCGCAAUGCCAAAACUAGAGUUUCCUCCCUUGAAAAAGUCAGAAAUCCCAGCAGUGACAAAGACUGAGGUUCCUCCGACUAUGAAAAAGCCAGAAAUUCCAUCUAUGCCAAAGCCAGAAAUUUCAGAACUAUCAAAUCCAAAAGCCCCAGAACUUCCAAAGCUAAAAGUUCCAACAAUGCCAAAGCCUGAAAUCCCAGAACUACCAAAGCCAAAAGUCCCAGAGCUUCCAAAGCCUGAAGUUCCAACUAUGCCAAAGCCUGAAAUCCCAGAACUACCAAAGCCAAAAGUCCCAGAGCUUCCAAAGCCAGAAGUCCCAAGCAUGCCAAAGCCUGAAAUUCCAGAACUACCAAAGCCAAAACUCCCGGAGCUUCCAAAGCUAAAAGUUCCAACUUUGCCAAAGCCUGAAAUUCCAGAACUACCAAAGCCAAAAAUCUCAGAGCUUCCAAAGCCAGAAGUCCCAAGCAUGCCAAAGCCUGAAAUCCCAGAACUACCAAAGCCAAAACUCCCAGAGCUUCCAAAGCUAAAAGUUUCAACUAUGCCAAAGCCUGAAAUUCCAGAAUUACCAAAGCCAAAAGUCCCAGAGCUUCCAAAGUCAGAAGUCCCAAGCAUGCCAAAGCCUGAAAUUCCAGAACUACCAAAGCCAAAACUCCCAGAGCUUCCAAAGAUAAAAGUUCCAACUAUGCCAAAGCCUGAAAUUCCAGAACUGCCUAAACCAACUCUUCCUUCACUUUCUCCACCGUACAAACCGGCUACUCCUUGAGUAAAUUAUAUGCUACUUUCAAUCUAUUAGAAAGUACCCAAAUGAUGUUUUGGGAUUUCCAUCUCAGUUUAUGAAGUUUGCGACCUGGAGAUAGUAUUGGAUACUUUCUGCUAGGAGUAGAACUUGUAAUUCUUUUAUAGUAGUACUUGAAUUGGAUGUAUCAUGUUUGACGUGUCAUUAUACUAUGAGUGUUUUAUGUACUUUUUAUAUAUACAGUGUAAUAAAGCUUUGAUCUAUGUUACUUUGGUUU